UCCAGCUUAAACUUACACACCAUGGCUCAUUUUCAAUAUCUUAACAUCAUUGAGACCAGUCACAUCUCUCCCUUGAAGGGCACCGUUCCAUCCACCACUCUUCCUCUCACCUUUUUUGAUGCACCGUGGCUCACUCUCCCACUCGGCGAAUCUCUCUUCUUCUAUUCUUACCAAAACUCAACUGAAUGUUUCCUCAAAGAUUACCUCCCUAACCUCAAACAAUCACUUUCCACCACUCUCCAACAUUUCUUCCCUUACGCCGGUAACCUGAUCACCCCACCUCGUCCUGACCCUCCCUACUUACGCUACAACAACGAUGGCCAAGACUCUCUUCUUUUCACAGUAGCUGAGUCUCUCGGAACUGAUUUCGACCUUCUCAUAACCGAUUCUCCUAAAGACAUCAAAGUGUUGCAUGACUUCUUGCCCAAGUUACCUCCUCCUCAUGUAUCUCCGGAAGGUAUUCAGACACGGCCAAUGAUGGUGAUACAAGUCACAAUCUUCCCUGGAAGAGGAAUCUGCAUAGGCAACACGUCUUCACAUGUUGCAGCAGAUGGAGUCGCUUUCACUCAUUUCAUGAAGUAUUGGAUGUCAUUGACCAAAUCCAACGGCAGAGAUCCCGCCACGCUUCUCCUACCCUCUCUUCCUACUCACAGCUGCAGAAACAUUAUCAAGGAUCCAUGCCAAGUAACCGCAGGACAUCUGGAGCGGUUUUGGAGCCAAAACUCUGGAAAACACAACUCACAUCCCACGCCUGAGAACAUGGUCAGAGCUUCUUUUACAAUGAGCCGGAAUCAGGUAGACAAUCUCAAGAGCUGGGUUACAGAGCAGUCUGAGGAUCAAUCUCCUGUUUCGACCUUUGCGGUGACUCUAGCUUUCACCUGGGUGAACCUGAUCAAGACACUUGUUCAAGACAGCAGUGAAACAGAGGAAGACAAAGAAGAAGAAGAAGAAGAAGAAGAAGAAGAAGAAGAAGAAGUCUUCAACGUGAUGAUUAAUGUGGAUUGCAGGAAUCGUAUCAAGUUCACAGUACCGAUCCCAGAUACAUACUUUGGAAACUGUAUGGCCCCUGGUAUCGUAUCUGUCAAGAAACGAGACUUGCUUGGAGAAAAAGGAUUCUUGGUUGCUUCAGACGCAAUCACCUGGAGAAUCAAAGAGAUGUUAUCAAGCGAUUUGUUGAAAACAGCACCAAGUUGGGGACAAGGAGUACGUAAAUGGGUCAUGUCACGUUUUCCAACUUCCAUUGCAGGAGCUCCUAAACUAGGACUAUAUGAUAUGGAUUUUGGGUUAGGGAAGCCUUGCAAAAUGGAGUUGGUGCACAUUGAAACUGGUGGUUCCAUUGCCUUCUCCGAGUCAAGAGAUGGGAGUAACGGAGUUGAUAUUGGAUUAGCACUAGAGAAGAAGAAAAUGGGUACCUUUAUUUCGAUUUGGCAACAAGGGAUCAAGAAAUUCAACAAGUACCAUGAAUGAUACAAGCAACUUCGCUAUCUCUGUUUCAUAAAAUAUCAUAGACCCCUUUUCAAACCAUUAUCGAAAUAAAUAUGAUUAGCUACUUUCCACCAAUGUUAUCGAAUAGAGUGUUGCCUUGUGAAUCUGUGAUUAUAUUUUCAUCCUCU
Messenger RNA from Raphanus sativus (radish), 1613 nucleotides. Its product is annotated as coumaroyl-CoA:anthocyanidin 3-O-glucoside-6''-O-coumaroyltransferase 1-like. The coding region runs from base 22 to 1467 and encodes 481 amino acids. The record is from RefSeq and is a predicted model, not a curated record. NCBI's taxonomy places the organism in Eukaryota, Viridiplantae, Streptophyta, Magnoliopsida, Brassicales, Brassicaceae. The transcript has a single exon.